Molecule: messenger RNA, 3257 nt
Organism: Acipenser ruthenus (sterlet)
Lineage: Eukaryota; Metazoa; Chordata; Actinopteri; Acipenseriformes; Acipenseridae
Gene: dlc
Product: deltaC
Exons: 8
Coding region: 175-2151 (658 amino acids)
Biological process (GO): multicellular organism development; Notch signaling pathway; establishment or maintenance of epithelial cell apical/basal polarity
Cellular component (GO): protein-containing complex; plasma membrane
Molecular function (GO): calcium ion binding
Source: RefSeq, a predicted model, not a curated record
GCAUUAAACAAACUUGAAAAGUCAGACCAGCAACAGAGGGAAGAGGGAGCAAACGGGGUAUUAUUUUAUAACCCGCUCCUCCAUCUCUUGCUGUAUACUUGAGACCCAAUUGGAAGCGAAUUUGAUACGUUUAUCUGCUAUUGAGUCGAUACAGACCCAAGACAAACCUCGAACAUGGCUUUAUGUUUCUUAACGUGUUUUCUGUGCUUGCUUUCCACGCAUCUGGUAUCUUCCUCCGGUAUGUUUGAAUUGAAAGUACAUUCCUUUACGAGCUCCCGGGGCGCCUGCAGGAACCCCCGGGAAUGUCAGAUCUUUUUCCGGGUCUGUCUGAAGCAUGCCCAGGCUGUCAUCUUACCUGAACCGCCCUGCACCUACGGAACCGCUUUGACCGAAAUUACCUCCGCCGACCAGAGCUCAAUCUCCCGCACCGCGUCUAUCCGAGUCCCCUUCCACUUCAAAUGGCCGGGAACUUUCUCGCUUAUAAUUGAAGCUUGGAACGCAGAAUCUGGCGAACCGUCCACAGAAAACCCAUCUAAUCUCAUCAGUCGUUUGGCAACCCGUCGAAGACUGGCAGUUGGCGAGGAUUGGUCUCAGGAUGUCCACUUUGGCGAGCAAAGCGAGCUGCGCUACUCCUACCACGUCGUUUGCGAUGACCACUACUACGGCGACAGCUGCUCGGACUACUGCCGGCCCAGAGACGACACCUUCGGCCACUACACUUGCAACGAAGCCGGAAACCGCGCUUGUCUGACCGGAUGGAGAGGCGAAUACUGUUCAGAGCCCAUCUGUGCGUCCGGGUGCAGCGACAGACACGGUUACUGCGAGCGUCCCGGGGAGUGCAAGUGCCGCAUCGGAUGGCAGGGGCGCCUCUGUGACGAGUGCGUGCGGUACCCCGGCUGCCUCCACGGGACUUGCGGUCAGCCCUGGCAGUGCAACUGUCAGGAAGGCUGGGGCGGUCUGUUCUGCAAUCAGGACCUGAACUACUGCACCAACCACCGGCCCUGCCAUAACGGAGCGACCUGCAGCAACACGGGCCAGGGCAGCUACACCUGUACCUGCAGCCCGGGCUUCAGCGGCACCAACUGCGAGAUGGAGACUAACGAGUGUGACAGCAACCCGUGCAAAAACGGAGGCAGCUGCAAUGAUCUUGAAAACGACUACACCUGCACCUGCCCGCAAGGAUUCUACGGCAAGAACUGUGAGAUCAGCGCCAUGACGUGCGCGGACGGGCCCUGCUUCAACGGGGGCACCUGCGUGGAGAAGCCCGCGGGGGGGUACUCCUGCCGCUGCCCGGUGGGCUACAUGGGCUCCAACUGCGAGAAGAAGAUCGACCGAUGCACCAACACCCCCUGUGCCAACGGUGGUCAGUGUCUCGAUCUGGGACGUAGCAUGCUUUGUCGUUGCCGGCCCGGCUUCACCGGCCCGCGGUGCGAGAUCAACAUCGACGACUGUGCCCGGAACCCGUGCCGGAACGGUGGCACCUGCAUGGAUGGCAUCAAUGACUACACCUGCAGCUGCACGCUGGGCUACUCCGGCCGCGACUGCUCCCAGCGAUCCGACGCCUGUGGCACCGUCCCCUGCCAGAACGGAGGCACCUGCUACACCCACUUCAGCGGCCCCGUGUGCCAGUGUCCCUCUGGCUUCAUGGGCCCCAGCUGCGAGUACAACCUGCAGCCCAGCCCCUCCCCAGAGGGCUCCGGGGACCCCUUCCCAGUGGCCCUCGCCGUGUCCUUCUGCCUGGGGCUAGUCACCCUGCUCCUGGUUGUUUGCGCUGCGGCCAUCGUCCUGCGGCAGAUGAGGAAGAGCCAGCUUGGGAAGUCUGUGCACAGCGGCCUGGAAACCAUCAACAACUUAUCCCAGUUCCCUCGCGACAAGGAGGCCCUGGCCAUCCCCGGGAGCCCCUUCAAGGUGACCAAUAAGGACGCAGAGCUGAGCGCAGACGACAAGGCGGGAUACAAGCAGAAACUGGUCGACUGUAACCUGGCAGAGAGCAAAAAGCAGCAGCACCAGCAGGGGCAGGCUCUGAAGCAGGGCAGUAAAAUGUCCGACCUGUUCAUCUCCGUCCCUCCCUUCACGAAAGAGCCUGCUUACCGCCCAGUUUACAUCAUUCCCGAGCACAUGGAGCAGUGCGUCUUUGCAACAGAGGUUUAAGAAGCAAGUAUCUCGAAAGACUUCACAGCAGGACGUUGCUGGGAAAUGUUUACAUUUCAGAAUGGACUUUUCUUUAAAAAUAGUAUUUCUAUAUAUCUAUCUAUCUAUAUAUAAUCUAUUUAUUUAUGCUGCUCAAUUAUUAUUUUUUUUUAAUGGACUACUCUUCAGUCGGCUCACAGAUAUGAAAGGCGGAUUAAUACUUUGGAGAGAAAGCUUGCCGGAACUUAUUUGCACUACUUUUUCAUUUAUUUAUUUUAACAAUGGACAUUCUAUGGAAUUCAGAGAACCAAGUAUUAUUAUUUUGUUUGUAUAUAAAUUACACAAGAAAAAAAAAAGGCAGGACCUUUUUGCAAAAGAAAGAAAAGAUUGCCGUAUUACAUGGGGGGGGGGGCGACCUGAUUUUUCACAAAUUCAAAAUUUUAGAAAAAAAAGGGGUUUGUAUGUUGAACUUCUCCCCUUGUUUAAAAAACUGACAUUCUGCAUGUUGAAUAAUGUAAAGAGUUAAUGCUUAAGUGCCUAUUUAAACAAAAAAAGCUAUGCUUUCAGAAAAAAUUAGGUACUAUUUUAUAAUUUUUUUUUUUUUUUAAGAGAUGGAUUUACCAAAAAAAAAAAAAAAUUGGGUGGGGGAAAUUCAGUUUCAAAAUGGGUCCUUAGACACAGGUUGUACUUAUUUAAUUAUGUAAAAAAAAAAAAAAAAAAAAAAGCUAUUUAAAAAGUAAACAGCUAAGGCAUGUAUCAUUUAAACCCAGAGCUAUAGUUUUUCAUUGAAAUCAAGCCUUUAAAAAAAGUUUGUAAAACAUGAAGGUAUAUUACUGGAAUUAUAUUUAAUUGUGUUUUUUCCUCAUUUAAAAAAAAAAACAAAAAAAAAAAAAACCACCACACACACAACCACCAAAUGAAUAUUUUAUUAUUAUUUCUACUUCAUAUUUUUAUUAUUUCCUAAUUUAACGCAAAGUGUAUAAAGUGAUGGAGAUACACUGUCUAUAUUAUUUAAUUUCUGUAUAUAUUGUGUAUUUAUAAAAGAGGAUUGUAUAUAUGUCUAUGUUAUACACCUACUGUCGGAAGGUGGAAAGAUUUUAUUUUCCAAAUAAAACAAAUAAUUCAAA